Molecule: messenger RNA, 2094 nt
Organism: Halichondria panicea
Lineage: Eukaryota; Metazoa; Porifera; Demospongiae; Suberitida; Halichondriidae
Exons: 1
Coding region: 1-2094 (697 amino acids)
Molecular function (GO): protein binding; GTPase activator activity
Source: RefSeq, a predicted model, not a curated record
AUGGUUUGGAGAUUUGUGUUCGGUCUUCAGUCUAAAGAAGAGAAAUAUAGUAAUAAAGCUGUCUCUUUAGGUGAUGUGUUAGUUGAUCAGGUUUUAUUUGCACUACGGGACAAAGAUAUUUUACUAUGCCACUGCUCGUUUGAAUCUCAGGAUAAAGUUGUACACUAUAAAGUGGCCAACAGAAUUUGUGCCAAGUUUAGUUCUUGGUAUGGAUCAAUCAGAAGUCCCCAAACUGCUCACGACAGUGUAGCUCUUUUGCACACUUUUAACCAUAUAUCACAUUGUUCGGUCAAGCUAAACUUUUCAGGGAGUCUUAAUGAGGAACAGCUUCAGAAACUAGCUACUAUCCUCAUUGACAGAAAGUUGCAAGUAAAAAAAUUAAGUCUCAAUAACUGCAAGCUCACAAAUGAAUGUCUCACGACCUUCUUCAACAAGGCAUCAGCUUCAUUUCAGCAUCUCGAGGAACUAUCUCUAGAUGGGAACCUUAUCACAGGUAUACCAUUUUCACCCAGCAAUAACACAUUAACUAGGCUUUCAUUAUCCAAGAAUCCACUCUGGCAAAGUGGUGCCCAGUUACUAGAGAGUGUUGUAUGCGCAGGUUCACUAGUAAAACUUGAGCGUCUGUGUCUAUCUAGUGCACUGACAAAUGACAGAGACAUUAUCGAUGCCAAAGUGUUAGCCACACUUCUUCAAGCAUUAGUUACACACUGUCCUCAUCUGGAUGACCUUGAUCUCUCUAAGAACAAUAUUGGUGUACCUGGAGCUAGUGCAAUAGGAGAGGCCUUUGUACAACUUGCUACCAAUAGGAAGGAGUUAAAGCUGAACUUAAGUGAGACUAAUCUCGACAGUGAAGCAGCGACAGUAUUUUCUGACAAAGUUUUGACUUCUUUAGGGAAUGUGUCAAAUCCACUCUCUUGUGAAAUCAAUUUGCGUGUUGAUAACAAUCCACUUGGACACAGCGGCUUGUCAGCUAUCUUUAGAAUGCUCUCUAAUAAAAACUGUCCAGUAACAAGACUUGAUCUGGACCACACACAUGCAGUCAACCAGGGACUAAUAAAGGCAAUCUCUUUUGGUGAAAUUGAAUUUCCUGGUAAAUGUAGCAAAUUGAAAAGGCUAACAUUUCGAAACAACGAACCAAGCGGGGACACUCACGUAGCUUGCUUGACAAUGGCUAUUAAGGCCAACAUUUUUGGUAAUCUUAAGAGGAUGCAACUAUCAAAUACCCUUCCUGACAAUGUUGAGGAGAAUGGAAGACUACUGACUGAACUCUUACCAUCCAUUGCCUCUCACUGUCUUAAUCUGAAUGACAUUGAUCUCUCUGAGAACAAUCUUGGUGUACCUGGAGCUAGUGCAAUAGGAGAGGCCUUUGUAAGACUUGUUACCAAUAGGAAGGAGUUGAAGCUGAACUUAAGUGAGACUAAUCUCGACAGUGAAGCAGCGACAGUAUUUUCUGACAAAGUUUUGUCUUCUUUAGGGAAUGUGUCAAAUCCACUCUCUUGUGAAAUCAAUUUGCGUGUUGAUAACAAUCCACUUGGACACAGUGGUUUGUCAGCCAUCUUUAGAAUGCUCUCUAAUGAAAACUGUCCAGUAACAAGACUUGAUCUGGACCACACACAUGCAGUCAACCAGGGCCUAAUAACGGCAACCGAUUUUGAAACUCUAACAUUUCCUGGUAAAUGUAGCAAAUUGAAAAGGAUUUCAUUUCAAAACAACAAACCAAGCGGGGACACUCAUGUAGCUUGCUUGACAAUGGCUAUUAAAGCCAACAUUUUUGGUAAUCUUGAGAGGAUGCAACUAUCAAAUACCCUCCUUGACAAUGUUGAGGAGAAUGGAAGACUACUGACUGAACUCUUACCAUCCAUUGCCUCUCACUGUCCUAAUCUGAAUGACAUUGAUCUCUCUGAAAACAAUCUUGGUGUACCUGGAGCUAGUGCAAUAGGAGAGGCCUUUGUAAGACUUGCUACCAAUAGGAAGGAGUUGGAGCUGAACUUAAGUGAGACUAAUCUCGACAGCGAAGCAGUAAAAACAUUAUCUGACAAAGUGUUAGCUUCUUUAGAGGAUGUUCAAACCUUCUCUCUUGUGAAAUUGAGUUGA